Messenger RNA from Beta vulgaris subsp. vulgaris (sugar beet), 1719 nucleotides. Its product is annotated as probable protein phosphatase 2C 63. The transcript is spliced from 4 exons. Gene Ontology annotation, biological process: protein dephosphorylation. Lineage: Eukaryota; Viridiplantae; Streptophyta; Magnoliopsida; Caryophyllales; Amaranthaceae. Bases 262 to 1362 code for a protein of 366 amino acids. The record is from RefSeq and is a predicted model, not a curated record. Gene Ontology annotation, molecular function: cation binding; protein serine/threonine phosphatase activity.
UAAAUUUCUCCCGUUCUACUUUCUAGUGCACAUCACGCGUAGAGUAGAAGUAUCAUCACUCUUCUUCCCCUCCUUUCUUUAACGCGGCAUCGCCACACGAUUUCCCUUUCCAAAUUCACACCCUACAUCUUCCCUUUUUCCCCUCUUUCUUAUCAUUGACAAUUUUUUAAGACAAACCCUAUCAAAAUCUCAGUUUCCACAAUCUCAAAUCACUCUCUCAAUCAAAAUUUCAUCAAUUUUUUCUUGGUUUUUUCUAAAACAAUGUUUAGAAGUUGUUUUGGUACGUGUUUAGGAAGAAGAAAUGAUGGAUUAAUGUGGAAUAUUGACUUAAAACCUCAUUCUUCAGGAGAUUAUUCAAUUGCUGUUGUUCAGGCUAAUUCUUGUCUUGAAGAUCAAACUCAGGUUUAUGCAUCUCCUUCUGCUACUUACGUGGGUGUUUAUGAUGGUCAUGGAGGUCCUGAAGCUUCUCGUUUUGUUAAUUCCCAUCUUUUCUCUUUCCUCCAUAAAUUCACAUCCGAGCGCGGUGGAUUAUCGGUUGAGGUGAUUAAGAAGGCAUUCUGUGCAACAGAGGAGGAAUUCUUGCGUUUUGUUAAUCGCGCAUAUCCAUCCCAGCCACGAAUUGCGUCGGUUGGAUCAUGUUGCCUUUUGGGUGCAAUUGCGAAUAAUGAACUGUUUGUUGCCAAUCUUGGUGACUCGAGAGCAGUGUUGGGGCGAAGAGUUUCUGUUAGGAAAAAGGAAAGUGUUGUAGCUGAGAGGUUAACGACUGAUCAUAAUGUGUCAACUGAAGAGGUUAGAAAGGAGGUUGAGGCACUUCAUCCCGAUGACUCACAUAUUGUUGUAUACACUCGUGGAGUUUGGAGGAUUAAGGGGAUUAUACAGGUAUCAAGGUCUAUUGGAGAUUUCUACCUGAAAAAACCAGAAUUAAGUAGAGACACUGCACUUCCGCAUUUUGUCAACCCUAUUCCUUUAAGACGUGCAGUAAUGACAGCUGAACCAUCAAUAAUUCGAAGAAAGCUUGAGCCAGAGGACUUAUAUCUGAUAUUUGCAUCAGAUGGUCUUUGGGAACAGUUGUCUGAUCAAGCUGUGGUGGAGAUAGUUUCCAGAAAUCCCAGAACGGGAAUUGCCAAGAGACUAGUGAAGGCUGCUCUUCAAGUAGCUGCAAAGAAGAGAGAGCUUAGAUAUAGUGACAUAAAAGAUAUUGAGAGAGGCAUAAGGCGUCAUUUCCAUGAUGAUAUCUCGGUAGUGGUACUGUACCUCGAUCAACACAAGAGCAAUGGCAGCAAUGCUAGAUUCAAGUCGUCUGCUGUUAGCUACACAAAUGCUCCUGCUGAUAUCUAUUCCUUCAAUUCAGAUUCAACGUAGAGUACUAGAGUAGUACUCAUAAUAGCCGAACUUUUCACUGACGAUUGGCUGGUAGAUAUGCGUUGAUAAUCGAUGUGCUUAAGCAGAAGAUAUUUCGGUAAGAGGGAAGGUAAAAUUGAACAAAAUACAAUAGUGAUGUAGAUAUUAGGUUACAGAAAAGUUCCAUUAGUACAUUGGUUUGUUUUUUUUUUGGUCUUUUAGCUUUACUAUGAUGUUAUAAUGCCCUUUAUAAGAAAGUAUAAGUUAGUCGACUGUUACACUGACACAUACUUCUUGCUGGAGAAAUUGUAUAAUUUUCUUAACUGAUCAUGUAUUGCAAAAAAAUGUAUAAAACGGGUUUAGUCACAUUUUCAUAAA